Oppia nitens is the source of this 1426-nucleotide messenger RNA. Its product is annotated as prostatic acid phosphatase-like. The transcript has 9 exons. Gene Ontology annotation, molecular function: phosphatase activity. NCBI's taxonomy places the organism in Eukaryota, Metazoa, Arthropoda, Arachnida, Sarcoptiformes, Oppiidae. Gene Ontology annotation, biological process: dephosphorylation. The record is from RefSeq and is a predicted model, not a curated record. The coding region runs from base 86 to 1330 and encodes 414 amino acids.
AUAUAUACAGUAUUAGAAAUUUUUAGAUACUGUUAAACUAAAAUUAUUAAUAAAUUAUUAUUAGUGUGUAAAAAUUUAAUUAAAUAUGAACUGUUAUAAUUAUUAUCUAGCUACAUUAUUGUUGUUGUUGCUAGUUUUAUCAUCAUGGACAGUUAGUAGUCAAUCACCGGAAAUCAAUGAUGAAAUUGUUGGCACCAAUUGUAAUAUCCAAUUACCUGCCAGACCUACAGCUAAUGCCCAUACACUUGAGGGACUGUUUAUUCUAAUGAGACAUGGUAUACGUGCUCCGUGGACUACCUAUCCAUUGGAUCCAUUUGCCAAUGAGACCAACCGGUUUCCCAAUGGUGGCUCACAAUUGACCGAUGCAGGUAUUAAUCAGGCCUACAAUAUGGGAAAAUACUAUAAGAUAUUGUACAACAAAUUCAUACGGGCUAACCAAAAACAGUCGUAUUUGCGGGCAUCGGCCGCCCAACGGUGUAUCGAUACGUUGGCCAUUGUAACCAAAACAUUGUGGCCGCCAAACGCUUACAAUGAAAAAUCAUGGCAACCGAUGCUGUUUUCAUUGCCCAAACGCAUUGAUAGUGUAUUAUAUGAGGAACCGGACUGUCAGCCGGCCGAAGAUGCCGAACACGAGAACUUGGAGACCAAAGUGGUUAAGGACUAUGAGGCCGAUCCCAAGAUACAGAAAUUAUAUCAACUCGUGGCCAACAAAACUGGCCUCAAACCGGACAUGUAUUCAAUGACCAAAGCUUUCGAUUGUUUCCGAUGCGAAAAACUUAAUGGUCUUCCGUCACCCAAAUGGGUUACACCCGAUCUAUACGACCAAAUGGGUGACGUACUGUCCCAUAGGCUAAACUUUUUCUAUCAAUCGACAAAAGCUCAACGAUUGAGGGCCGGCCCAAUACUCGAGGAUUUCAUUGAACAUAUGAACAAAAUUACUAAUGCAAAACCGGGAGACAAACCAAAACGUUUGCUUAUCUAUACAUCGCACGACUUCAAGAUAGCGGCUCUGUUGGCAGCCAUUGGCGACCCCCAGCCAAAGUACCCGCCCUUUGCCGCCGCCCUGAUAUUUGAGUUGCACAAAGUCGACGGCAAACACAUUGUCCGAUCCCAGUAUGUCGACCAAAACACCCACUGGCCGUACAGUGCCAUAAAAAUACCGUUAAGCAAAUGCAAAAAGCUAGCAGGUGAAUCGUCUACCGAGUGCUCGUUGGAUAAUUUUGUCCAAUCAGUGUCCAACUUGGAACCGGUUGACUGGCCAGUCGAGUGCAAACUUAACUGUACCUAUAAUGCAUUUCAAGUGGCCGAGGAUAACCUUGGUAACACAUAAAUACUGAGCAAAUAUAAAAACGGGUAGUUGUACUGGUACAAUAUUUUUUUUUAAAAAAUUAAAAAUUAAAUAAAAUAAUUUUUUGUUACAGUAUUA